Molecule: messenger RNA, 3069 nt
Organism: Tribolium castaneum (red flour beetle)
Lineage: Eukaryota; Metazoa; Arthropoda; Insecta; Coleoptera; Tenebrionidae
Product: tubulin glycylase 3A-like
Exons: 10
Coding region: 114-2969 (951 amino acids)
Biological process (GO): protein polyglycylation; cilium movement; cilium assembly
Cellular component (GO): microtubule cytoskeleton; axoneme
Molecular function (GO): protein-glycine ligase activity, initiating
Source: RefSeq, a predicted model, not a curated record
ACAAAUCAAUUAACAAUCGAAAGUUGACGUCAUUAAGCGGCUUAUUAUGUCAAAAUUGUAAGGUGUUGAUCAUCCAUUAUCAAAAUUACCCGUUUCCCAUUAAAUUGUUCAGUAUGCGUGAACACCAAACAUUACAAAAACAAGUAAAAAAAUGCGGACACAUCAAUCAAAUUGCAUCUUCAAGCAGAAGCAGCAAAUCAGCAUAUUCCACAGCACAAAAUGCCAUCAUUAACGCCUUCCAGAAGACUGUCUCAAACAUUCAAAGAAAAUGUCCCCAUGUUGCGAACAAAAACCGACAAAAUGUCCAAACUAGCAAAAAUCAAACCGGAAACAUGAUUAAGAGACCUUGCGGUCACGUUGUUAAUAAUAAUACUAAUAAGCAAGUGUUAAGAAUAAAUUGCCCUCACAAAAACACAGCACAAAACAGUAACAACUCCGAGGGCCAAAAAAUGAUAAAUGUUCCUCAACCUGCAAAACUUUCAGUCCAGUUUACUAACCAAGCUACAGCUGAAACCUCGCCACCUCAAACACAAAAGAACAAAGUUGCAGAACCAAGCACCAAAAACAAAACCACAGGUGUGCCCCCAAAAAAGCCCACCCCAACCCCCCAAAAAACGCCCCCAAAUGACCCAAAACCGUGCGAUAAGAUCACCGAAAUUUUCAAACGACCGGAAAAUACAAUGGAAGAAACAGAAGCUUCAAAUAAUUCGUCAUUUCAGAAGGUAACACAAGAGCUUGCAAAUAUAAUAAAAAAUUUCCAAAAACAAAUCCAUGAAGUUCCGAUUACCAAAGCCAAACUGGAGGAGAUUCCUUCUGCGAUGAUACAGCCGAAAGUUAAGGAGUUUUUCAAAAAAACUGAACCUCCAGUUCCGAAAAAUCAACCAACGAAUAAAACGCCACAAAAAAGUGUUUCCAAUAACGCGAAAACUAAUCAAAAUGGUGUGAAAAAGCAGUCGAGUUUGCGGAAUUUUACCCCGAGUAACAAUACUUUGGCGGAGGCCAGCAGUGUGAGGCGAUUUUCCUCGUCCACAAACCACGCUCUAAGCCUGAAAUCGAGCUCGACAAGCACUGUGAGCAAAAGACUUUGCAAACGCUCGAGUUUCCUUAACGUCGAUCCGUUAAAACAGCUCAAAGACGAAGUGCAUAAAGCGAUCCGUGACCGAAAAACCUUCACAGUCCGUGGUCAUUUCGGGCCGGUCCGGAAGGCCCUUCUUGAGCGAGGCUGGGUCGAGAAAUUUCACGUCUCAUACAAGGACCAACUAAGCGAGGAUUUGAAACGUUACCAGAACUAUUCAAUCAACGAACUGUUGCCGCUGAUGAGACGUGAAGACUUGACAAGCCUUUGCAAAAGUCUAAUCAAAUCGAAGUUAUUAGGCGGCUACCAGGUCGACUUUUACUGGGGCACCAACGAUGACGCCUUCAAGGAAAACCCCGAUAAAAUUAAAUACACCAUGAUCAAUAAACUGAAGCGGGAGAUUUUCAGUUACACGAAUAAGCAAGGCUUGUGCGAUGCCAGUAAAAGUUGUUACUGGUACCAGAAAAACAACGUUUCGAAACUGAACCAUCCCAGAUCGUACAGUUUGGGUAAAAACGGUGAUUUGAAAGGGUUUGUUGAUGAUUUUAACGUAACCGCCGCCAUGUCUCUACUCAAAUGGGUGGUGAAAGUGAAUGUGACUAAAGAGUCGAAGCUGUUGAGCCCCAGUGGGAAAAUACCGCUUGAAACGUUCGAUUUUGCCCUAAAUGAGUGUUGCAAAUUUAUCAAAAAGGGGCGACAUGAGGACAUUGAUGUGCAAAUACCGGAAGCAACAGAGACUGAAUGGAACCAGUUUUUGGAAUAUUUUUACAAAAUCGUGCACUAUAGUAAUCAUUUUAAGAGCGAGGGCACGGAGACUGAGGAUUCGUUGGUGCGAAAAUCAAAUUAUAUUUUGAACAGUUUGAGGAGUUUUUACCCGUUUCUUGACAUGGACGGGAUGAUGAAUAUUUGGAUUUUGAAACCGACUGCUAGCAGCAGAGGCCGGGGGAUUCACAUGUGUAGGACGUUGCAGUACGUUUUGAAAGUUGUCAAGCAAAACUCAAAUAUUAGAUACAUCAUCCAGAAAUAUAUCGAGCGGCCUCUCCUGAUUUACAACACGAAAUUCGACAUAAGACAGUGGUUUUUGAUCAGUAAUUGCAGUCCACUGACGAUAUGGAUGUACAAGGACUGUUAUUUACGCUUCAGCUCCCAGACUUACAACCUUCGCAAAUUGCACGAAUCCAUCCACUUGACAAAUAAUUCGGUUCAGUGCAAAUACAAGAACGCCUCGUUGGACACAGCACUGCCGAGUUACAACAUGUGGGACUCAAACGAUUUCCAGAGAUAUUUGGCAAAUAUCGGUUAUCCAAACGCCUUCAAAGAGAUCGUUUAUCCGGGAAUGAAACAGAGCAUAACCGCUGCGGUAAUGAUGCAUCAGGAUAAAAUGGUCGUUCGGCGAAAUUCUUUCGAGUUGUACGGCGCCGAUUUUAUUCUAACUGAAGACUUUCAACCGUGGUUGUUGGAGAUUAAUUCCAAUCCGGCCCUGUUUGCCUCAACGCCAGUGACGGCAAGGAUGUGUCCGAAGGUGCUCGAGGAUGUUGUCAAAGUUGUUAUCGAUUACGGGCAUAAUAAUAAGGCCAGUACCGGACUGUUUGAACUGAUCUACAAGGAGCCUUUGACAAAACUGCCUCCUUCUGGUACUUUAGAACUUAAGGGUUUGCCGCUGCAAAGCAACUACUUUUUCAAUGCUCCUGAUCAAGAAUCGAGUGAUGUUUUCAGUGCUUUUAAGUUUAGUAACAGUAAUAAUAGUGCUUUGGUGGUGGACGAGGCCCAAGACUGUUUGAAGACGUUUGGGGAAGAGAUCAAGAAAACGUUAAAGAAUCUGUUGCAGAUUAUACACAAUGAGAGGGAAAAACGCGAGGCGAAGCUGAACCAGAAUCUUAGUGUUAAAGUUUGAAUAAAAAUGUUUCAAUUUGUUGGGGGGGUUUGAAAGAAAAUUGAGUCCUGAAUCAGAUUUAUUAAUAGAAAAAAUAAAAUAAAUACAAUGUGUUUUAGAA